AUGUCAUUUAACCUUGGUACAGCAACACCACCAAUCGAUUCGAACAGUCAUGUAGAAUAUUUUACUAAAUCUAAUCAUCCAUCGUAUCUAAUUUCAAAAUUUUUAUCUUAUCUCCAACAAGGAUUUCUUUGUGAUAUUAUUUUUAUUUAUGAUAAUGGAAAAAUAAAACGACAAAUAAUUGCUCAUCGUCUUAUUAUCUCGAUAUUAUCUGAUUAUUUUCAUAGUUUAUUUGAAAAUCAUAAACAAAUUGAGAUUAUUAUCAAUGAUAUUGAUCCAGAUAUUUUUGAAAAAAUUAUACUUUAUGCAUAUGAAGGUCAUAUUGAAAUUCAUUCAACUAAUGUUACUAAAAUUCUUCAUAUUGCACAUUUAUUUCAUAUAACUGAAAUAAUUGAAGCAUGUUGUAAUUUUAUUAAAAAACAAAUUCAACCAUCAAAUUGUUUUGGUCUAUAUAGAUUUGCUUUAAAACAUAAUUUACAAGAUUUAACACAAACUAUUUGGAAUUAUAUUCUUGAUCAUUUCUCAAUAGUUAUUCAAAAUAAUCAUGAAUUUCUUGAAUUAUCUUUUGAUGAAAUGAAACAACUUUUAGCAUCUGAUAAUAUCAAUGUUCAAUCGGAAGAAAUAGUUUAUGAAGCAUUUAUUUCGUGGCUUGAUUAUGAUUUAAAUCGACAUAAUGAUUAUUUAGCAAAAUUAUUUUAUUUAAUUAGAUUACCUUUAAUCAAAAGAAAAUAUUUGAUAGAUUAUAUUGAUACAAACAAAAUAUUUGAAAAUAAUAGUUUAUGUCAAAUGUUGAUUAUUGAAGCAAUGCGUUACCAUUUAGUACCAGAAAAACGUUUAACUAUGAAAACAAUAAGAACAAAACCAAGAAAAUCAACACUUGGUGUUCUUUAUUGUUUUGGUGGAAUUAAUAAUACUAAAAAUUUACAAACUAUUGAAAAAUAUGAUUUUCGAACUGAUUGUUGGCAAAUAGAUGACCAAUGGAAUAGUCGACGUUCUCAGUUUGCUUGUAUUAGAUUAAAUACAAAAUUAUAUAUAUGUGGAGGUCGAGCUGGUCUUAAAACGUUAAAUAGUAUUGAAAUCUAUGAUUUUCAAACAAAAAUUUGGACUAUUGGAUCACCAAUGCUUACUAAUCGUUAUGAUUUAGGUAUUGAACAUAUUGGUGGUCCUUUAUAUGCUAUUGGCGGUCAUAAUGGACAAAUUAUUCUUAAUACAGUAGAACGUUUUGAUCCGGACAUAUCUGAAUGGACUUAUGUUGCAUCAAUGAACAAUGCACGAUAUACAUUAGGUGUUGCUGUUCUUGAAAAUCGGAUUUAUGCAGUUGGAGGUAAAGAUGAUUCUACAAGUCUUCGAGAAAUGGAAUUUUUUGAUCCACAUACUAAUCGUUGGUCACAAUGUGCAUCAAUGAUAAAAUGUCGUGCUAGUGUAGCUGUUGUUUGUUGUAAUGAAUUUUUAUAUGCUAUUGGUGGUUAUGAAUUGUUAACAAUAAAUAAAAAUAUUAUUCGACAUGAUGAUGGUGAACGUUAUGAUUUAAAAUGUAAUCAAUGGACAUUGAUUACUUCAUUUAGUCGACCAAAACAAGCUUUAGGAAUAGCUGUUGUUAAUAAUAAAUUAUAUAUUAUUGGUGGUUUUAAUGGAAAAUUUUUAAAUGAAAUGGAAAAAUAUGAUACAGAAACUAAUAAAUGGAAAAAAUGUUCUCCAUUAAGAACAAAAAGAGCCGGUGCUUAUCUUAUUCAUCUACCUAAUUCUAUUGAUCAAUUAUAA
Rotaria sordida is the source of this 1758-nucleotide messenger RNA. NCBI's taxonomy places the organism in Eukaryota, Metazoa, Rotifera, Eurotatoria, Philodinida, Philodinidae. The record is from the annotation of a GenBank genome assembly.